Aspergillus aculeatus ATCC 16872 is the source of this 1044-nucleotide messenger RNA. RefSeq names its product zinc-dependent alcohol dehydrogenase family protein. Lineage: Eukaryota; Fungi; Ascomycota; Eurotiomycetes; Eurotiales; Aspergillaceae. Gene Ontology annotation, molecular function: oxidoreductase activity. Bases 1 to 1044 code for a protein of 347 amino acids. The record is from RefSeq and is a predicted model, not a curated record. The transcript is spliced from 2 exons.
AUGUCGAGCCAAAAAGUCAUCCGCAUCAACGGCCCUCGCAACUCGGUCGAGAACCUGAAGGAGUUCCAGGAGCCUGUGCCCGAGCCGACCAAGUACGAGGUUCUGGUCAAGGUGCACGGCGUGUCCUUGAACUACCGGGACAUCGCCGUUGCCACCUCGCUCUACCCCUUCCCCGUCAAGGACAAUGUGGUCCCUUGCUCGGACGCCGCUGGCGUCGUGGUGAAGGUCGGUGAAGGCGUGAAGAAUGUCACCGUUGGUGACCACGUUGUUGGUACUUUCGACAUCACCAACCUCUUCGGCCCCCAAUUGAACUGGGAGAAUGGCCAAGGUGGUCCCAUUGACGGCGUGCUUCGCGAAUACGUCUGCAUCCCGGCUGCCUCGGCGGUGCAGGUUCCCAAGGAAUCCGCUUUGUCCUUCUGCGAAUGGUCGACUCUGGUCUGCACAGGUGUAACUGCGUGGAAUGCGCUGUAUGGGAACAUUCCCCUCCGACCUGGCCAGACGGUGUUGUUCCAGGGAACCGGCGGCGUCUCCAUCACCGGCCUGAUCCUGGCCAAGGCGGCCGGCGCCCGCACCAUCAUCACCUCCUCCAGUGACGAGAAGCUCAAGCGCGUCCAGGCCGACUACGGCGUGGACGAGGUGGUCAACUACAAGAUCCACCCCGAGUGGUCCAAGGAGGUUCUCCGCCUGACCCAGGGCCAGGGGGUCGACUACAUCUUCGAGAACGGCGGAUCGGGCACCAUCGGCGAGUCCCUCAAUGCCGUCAAGAUGGGCGGCAACAUUUCGGUGAUCGGUUUCCUGUCGCAAGCCGACCAGGCCAAGAUGCCGGACGUCGCGGCUCUCGCCCUGUCCAAGGGCGCCGUUGUCCGCGGUAUCACCGUCGGCUCCACGCAGCUGCUCCAGGAGGUGACGCGGUUCGUGGCGACGCGGGGUCUCCGGCUGCCCGUGGAUAAGGUCUUUGAUUUCAAUGAGAAGGCCGUCGUGGAGGCCUACAAGUAUGCUGCCUCUGGUGCGCAGAUCGGGAAGGUGUGCAUCAAGGUUGCCUGA